GUCGGUCUUCCUGCAAGCCUACCUCGAGCACAAGGCGCAGAGAAUGAAGUGGAGGAACAGCAUUCCUGGCGGCUUGUUGCAAGCACACCGGGAACACAAGCGCUUGGUCGAAGAGUACCAGGUCGGGCUCCGCGUGAUGCACAAGGUUGUGCUCAUCUUUGGGGAGCAUUGGCGUCGUCAGUCACUGAAGCGCAGCUGUCAGGACACCAGCGCCGACGAUGAGUUUUCACCCUUCAUGUUUCCGCCUGCGGAUGGCGCCUAA
Messenger RNA from Symbiodinium pilosum, 262 nucleotides. NCBI's taxonomy places the organism in Eukaryota, Dinophyceae, Suessiales, Symbiodiniaceae. The record is from the annotation of a GenBank genome assembly.